Molecule: messenger RNA, 2373 nt
Organism: Malassezia vespertilionis
Lineage: Eukaryota; Fungi; Basidiomycota; Malasseziomycetes; Malasseziales; Malasseziaceae
Exons: 1
Coding region: 1-2373 (790 amino acids)
Biological process (GO): chloride transmembrane transport
Cellular component (GO): cortical endoplasmic reticulum
Molecular function (GO): chloride channel activity
Source: RefSeq, a predicted model, not a curated record
AUGAGCGAAGAAUCUGCUCACGAGCUGGACCAGUCGCGUGCAGAGCCCAUUAUAGACUAUGUGCUUAAGUUUGAAGCGGUGCCAUCUUGUUACGUGGGCCCUAGCGAACGGCUUCCCCAAGAUAUAGCGCAGGAGCGUAUCGCUGAGUAUGAGCGCUUGAUCUCAAAAAUACGGAGCCUGGGCCUCACAGUCACGUCUCGGCACUGUCUCAAAGAUGAUGGCUUUGUGCUCAUUUUUGUUGCCGCUUCGAACCGACUUCUGUGCACGGUGCGCGAAAAAGAGAAAAAGCACGACUUUAUUCAUGGCGUGUUGGACACCGCAUCGCCGGCGGCUUCCGAUCUCAGUACCGAUGCAGGCGCAGUUGUGGCCGAGGAUGGGACAGUGAUCUCACCGGCGGACAAGAUUCGCUACGUGCAUACUUUGCUCACAGCAUCUGAAGAUCCGUUUGGCCAGCAGAACGGUGCUAUUUGCGGCGCAGAGAUCCAGCUGGGCCAUGGGCUAUACCCACACGUUGUGGACAUGUUUUCACUGCAGGAUUCACGGUUUAAUCGUGCGUGGCUGCAGCGCUGGAAGGAUAACUCAUUGCGUUCAAUUCUCUUCGGGAUUACCAACGCUCAUAUCGAGACGAUCCGCUUCCACUUUGGCGAGCAAGUCGCGCUCUACUUUGCGUUCUUGAAUAUCUACUAUACUUGGCUGCUUUCGCCUGCGGUGCUGGGAUUGCUUUUUUGGUACAAAGGCAAUUAUUACAGCCCCAUAUAUUCCUUUAUCCUCCUUCUAUGGGCGUGUGUGUUUGUGCAUGUGUGGCGCAUUCGUGAGCGCAAACUUGCCGUACGCUGGGGGGUGGCUGGAAGCGACGCUAUUGGGCAACGGCACCCGAGAUUUCGCCCGCGCAAGAUUCUGCGCGACCCAGCAUCUGGCGAGCGGUACGAAAGCUACGAAUGGUGGCGGCGCGAGUUUCGCACGCUUUUGGGUGUACCUGUGACUCUCCUGUUUGCCACUCUUCUUGUUUUUGUUCUCACGGCCAACUUCUUUGUCGAGAUCAUCACGGCAGAGGUUUACCGCGGUCCGUACGCGAAAUAUGUGGCCAUGAUCCCGACGGUGCUGUUCUCCCUGUCCGUCCCCGCAGCGGUUGCUGUGAGUCAAACCGUUGCGGCAUGGCUUGCGGAGUUUGAGAACUACGCGACGGUGCAGUCGUAUGAUGCUGGCAUCACGUACAAGACGUUUCUUUUUUCUGCGCUUGUCACCUACGGCCCUUUGGCGCUCACCGCCUUUGUCUACAUACCUUUUGGCGACGCAAUCGUCCAGUUUCUUGCUUCGCGCGGCUAUCUCACUGCUGCCUACCGGUUUCUCUUACGCCAGCCAAAGUUUGUCUUGCCAUCGAAGCUGCACUUUAGCGUAAAUCCUACGCGGCUGCACAGCCAGCUGUUUGCGCUCGCCACGACUGCGCAGAUAUCCAACAUGUUUUCUGAACUUGUCCUCCCUGUGCUUCUUCGCGUACUGGUCCGCGCCAAGUCCAAGUUUGCAUCACGCGAGGCCAAGGAGGAGCCGUCUGCACCCAGUCGUGUCUCUUUUGCGAGUGACCGCGUUGAAGUAAAGUUUUUGCAGCGCGUGCGUGCAGAAAUGGCGUUGCCCGUGUACCACGAAUUCGCCGACUAUGCCGAAAUGGCUGCACAGUUUGGCGGAGUCGUGGUCUGGUCUGUGAUUUGGCCACUUUCGCCCGUGAUGGCGUUUGUGAACAACUGGUUCGAGCUGCGCACCGACUCGCUUAAGAUCAUGUUCAAUACGCGCCGCCCCGUGCCUGUGCGUAAAGCAAGCAUCGGGCCCUGGCUCACCGUUUUAUUUUUCCUCAUUCGCAUUGCUGUGUUUACCAAUGCAUCGCUAAACUAUUUGUUUGAGGACAAUACCGUUGGUGAGGGCGUGCAGCACACUGUUGCUACACGCUUGCGGUCUUACAUACAUCCCGAAUCGAGGUCAGGCGUGGUUAAAGAAUGCGAUUUUAGUGGCAAGAUCGGAGGAGUGCUUCCCUUCUUUCUGCCGAAUACGGGACGUGGUGGCGCACUCGUCGCAUCAUUUGUGCUUGCGAUCCUUGUGGACCAGGCAUUUGGGAUUGUGCGCCUUGGUGUGCACCACCUUGUGGAGCAGAUCAUGUGGACAAACAGUCCCGAAGCGACCAAGGUGCGCACGGUCCAAUUUCGUAAUCGCCGCACAGUCGUGGAGAGCACCGAGCUGACCGAAAAGCGCGGCGGCCUGUAUCGCGCGGCACAUCUGCAGCGUGGAGAACGUGUGCACCCAGACAUGAGUUUCUGGGACCCGCUGCACAACACAGGCGCCAACUUCAUCACGAGCCUGUCCUCUGUAGCGAAGACAGCGUAA